CAAAGGAUUCCGAACUUUUCAGUGGAGUAAUGUCUGCAGAUAAAGCAAAGGAAGCUGUUUGCUCUGGCUUUUAGCUCAGUAGACCGAUUACCCAGCGGCUGCUUGCUUGCAAGGGCUUUUCUUCUUCUCUUUGGCGGUGAUGGAGAGGAAAUGAGCACUGCAUGAGAAAUCACUAUUGGAUUACCGAGGAUCAAGCCAGGCCAAGAACCACUGAUCAGUAAUGGGAACUGAUAGACAGGAUUACACCUGAAACUUAAAGUAGGCUUUAUCCAUCAUUUCUGACAUGUAUGUCAGUUACCUGGUAUGUUUUUUUAAUUGACCCAAUGUUCCACCAGUUUUGGAGCAAUGUGUAUAGAAAUGUUUAUUUGAUGGAAAAAGCAACAGAAAUGAAUACAAAAUCAAAAGAGAGUUAAGGCAUUUUUGUGUCACUUGCCUUUUGUGGAGAAGAAAAGGCAUAAAAAAAUCUAAACCUCUGGCACACUAACAAUAGUUGCUGCUCCACAGACAACAUCUGGUCCUAUAGUUAUAAUCUCUCAUUCUGUUUGCCUUGUUUCCCUUCUGCCUGGCGCCUGUAAUGUUCCAUCGCCUCUGUGCCCACGUAAAGCCAUGCCAGUGCCUGAGAUGGCUGUAAGUCCUGUGAAAUCUUUGCAAUGGGAGGUCUUUCCCCCAAUGGCGACAUGCCGGGUCUACUGCACACCUGUACUGUGGGGCGGCCGCCUUUAUGUGAUGGGGGGCUGCAGCGAGAAUGGAAUGCCUCUGGACUCUGUAGAGGUCUUGGACUUAGAGAGCCAAAGCUGGUGUCAGCUACCACCAUUGCCAACUGCCAGGGCAGGAGCUUCGGCUGUGGCACUGGGGGACCAGCUGGUGGUUAUGGGCGGCAUGGAUGCUCAACAGAGUCCGCUUGCAUCAGUGGAAGUCUACCACCCAGAUGAGGGCAAGUGGGAAAGGAAGACUGGAUUGGGACAGGCAUCAAUGGGCGUAACUGCCUUGGAGAUAGAUGGAAAGGUAUAUGCGCUAGGGGGUAUGGGUUCUGACACCAGUCCACAAGCACUGGUGAGAGUCUAUGAGCCAGUUAAGGAUCAGUGGCUGUCCCUGGCCUCCAUGCCCACUCCCCGCUAUGGAGCGUUUUCCUUCCUGCAGGGCAACAAGCUUUACGUUCUCGGUGGGCGUCAGGGCAAGAUGCCAGUGACUGCAUUUGAGGCCUUUGACCUGGAGAUGAAGAGCUGGACGCGCUACCCAUGCAUCCCAAGCCGCAGGGCCUUCUCCAGCUGCGCUGCCACAGAGCGUGCCUUCUACAGCCUAGGUGGCCUGCAGCAACCCGGCCCUCACAAUUUCUACUCUAGACCACACUUCGUCUCCACUGUGGAGGAGUUUGACUCUGAACAGGGUGUUUGGCUGAAGCCCACACGGGGCUCCCGGAUGCGAGAAAAGCGGGCAGACUUCGUGGCUGGCUGUCUUGGUGGAAGGGUGGUUGUUGCCGGGGGGCUGGGUAAUCAGCCUUCACCCCUGGGCUCAGUAGAGAGUUAUAAUCAUGUGAAGAGGAAGUGGGAGCCUGUUGCCCCAAUGCCCACCCCGCGCUGCUCCUGUACCCCUCUACAGACCACGAACAUGCUAUUCCUAAUUGGAGGAGUAUCACAGGGUCCCAGUAAUGCAGUGGAGGCCCUCUGUCUGCAAGAAAGUGUCUGACAGACCAACCUGUUCUCUUGCACCUAUCAAGGACUUACGCUGGACUCUGCAGGAAUAAGAGACAUGCAGAUGAAACUGCAGAGUGUUGCUCUGCCUGAGUCCUUCUCCCACGCACAGCUGACAGUUAAGUGGAGACAAU
Messenger RNA from Clarias gariepinus (North African catfish), 1825 nucleotides. Its product is annotated as kelch domain-containing protein 8B-like. NCBI's taxonomy places the organism in Eukaryota, Metazoa, Chordata, Actinopteri, Siluriformes, Clariidae. Bases 607 to 1686 code for a protein of 359 amino acids. The record is from RefSeq and is a predicted model, not a curated record. Gene Ontology annotation, molecular function: protein binding. The transcript has 6 exons.